AUAAUCACAAACUAGGACGACUUCUUUCCUUCAGAGACCCAUUUAUCUAUCGCUAAAAACAUUUUACUGCAAUGUCUCCUAAUUUGUCGACAUAAAAACUGCCACUGGGAUUAAGUGACUAAAAAUGGAACGAAAGCUCGGACGCACCAGCACAAACAUUGGACACGUAUAUAUGCCACCUCUGCCGUUUUAUAUGAACACAUGUAAGAAUGCUCCUCCUCCGCCUGUCCUCCGCCGUCACAACAGAGUGCCUUCUGCUCACUUUCCUCUCACCUCACACACUGAACAUGAUAGAAAGCCACUGACUGGACCACUGUACAACGAGAUCCGUUCUAAAGCCCCUCCACACUGGACCACACACUUCCUCAAUGAACUCGCUCACAGGCACAGAGAUUGUGUGGCAGUGAGGGUUGUCUCUAAACCCGUAAGUGAAAUGCAGGACAGCUACACAGGUCAGUCAGCUGCACUCGAACCUCUGGCUGAGCACUAUAACAUGAUGCAGGCACUAUACAGACAGCUGAAUAUGACCCAGUCCCUUGUGCAAGAUCCUGUCUGUAGCACAACCAAGGCCGACUUUAAGCACUUCAACAGGUCAGAUUUGACUCCUCGCUCUGUAAUGGAGGCUGCUACCUUUAAUGGAACCCUUACCAAGAGUGGAGUCCACAGCCGACUUCCUGCUCAUAAAGCUCCAUCCACUUUAUCAUGUCAACCUCGACUCCCUUGCCCACCUCUGCCUUUGCCUCACAGGGGUAAAAGUAGUCUGUAUAUGGAUAGUUUUACUGUCCCUGUGCAUUCACCUUUGCCUAUAUCUGCACAAAAUGUGCUGAAACAGCAAGAUGGUGGUAGAGGUCUGUUACUGGACAUUCUAGGUGUCCCCAAAAUGUAUAGCACAGAGAAUCAAAUAUGUGGGAAGAACAAAAUGUAUAUGGUGUAAAACUGACAAAAAUAGGGUGUGAGCUGCAUUAGAUCUAAUUGUUGAUUAAUUCAUGUUUAUUGUCAUCCUUUCCAUUUGUCGUUCAGCGGGUCAUUAAUA
Molecule: messenger RNA, 1033 nt
Organism: Triplophysa rosa
Lineage: Eukaryota; Metazoa; Chordata; Actinopteri; Cypriniformes; Nemacheilidae
Gene: saxo3
Exons: 5
Coding region: 125-934 (269 amino acids)
Source: RefSeq, a predicted model, not a curated record